Maniola jurtina (meadow brown) is the source of this 3492-nucleotide messenger RNA. RefSeq names its product tetratricopeptide repeat protein 5-like. The transcript has 8 exons. The record is from RefSeq and is a predicted model, not a curated record. The coding region runs from base 145 to 1497 and encodes 450 amino acids. Lineage: Eukaryota; Metazoa; Arthropoda; Insecta; Lepidoptera; Nymphalidae. Gene Ontology annotation, molecular function: protein binding.
UUGACAUAUAGUCUAACAAAAUGUUUUGUUUGGGAAAUGGGAAUUGUAUCACAUUUUUACAAAAAGAAUUGGUACAAUAAUAUGAGUAAUUACUGAAAGAUAUAAGGUUCACCAUCAAUAAUUGUACCCAAAGUUGAACUCACCAUGUCUAGUAAUACAGAAGAUCAUGUGGAAUUAUUAGAAAAUGCGUCGGAAAUCAUGGACAAUUUAUCGAAAGAGUUGCAAGAGCUGUACUCAUACAGGGAUCUGUUUUUCGAAAAUCAUCCAUUAGAAAUGGCAUCUGAAAAGAAUAAGUGUGUUGAACAAAAAAAAGAAGUAUUAGUUCAAAAAUUUGAAAGUUUUGAUGUGGAUGUCCAAAUCCCAUUUGCGUUGCGAGCACAAUUCCUCUACAUGAAGGGCAGAUGCUACAACAUUAGUCAGACUUACGACUCUCGAGCGACGCAGUGUCUCAGCAAAGCUGUCAAACUGAACCCGCACUUGGUUGACGCGUGGAAUGAACUUGGAGAGUGUUAUCUUAAGAAUAUGAAUGUUAAGGAAGCUAAGGCCAGCUUUGAGGGAGCUCUUAAACACGAGCGAAAUCGCCUAUCACUCCGCUGCCUAUCCAUCAUUCUACGACAAGAGAGUGGUGAAUUAAAACGCAAUGAAAUUACACCAGCCAUUCUGAAAAGCGUAGACCUAGCCAAAGAAGCAGUAGCACAAGACAUCAAAGAUGGAAUAUCGUGGACGGUUUUGGGAAAUGCUUACUUAUGCCAGUAUUUCAUGAUAGCUCAAGACCCAGCUACGUUGAAGUUGUGUAUGAGUGCAUACAAGCAGGCCUGGGCAGAUCCUGUUGCAAAGGGACAGCCAGAUUUGUACUAUAACAAAGGGGUGGCCCUUAAGUAUUCGGAAUGCUACAGUGAGGCAAUAGAGAUGUUCUACCACGCGUGCCGCUUGGACCCCGGCUGGGCGCCGCCCAAACACGAGCGCUCAGAACUGACUCACUACUUAACUGAAGCUACCCGGCUGGUGCGCACGCGCGGGAAACUGAAGGCCAAACGACUCGCUACCAUGGUUCAAACCAUAGACAAGAAAAUGUUAGGCGAAUACGCAACGGAGUCCUACAACCUCGGGCCGCGUAAGGACGUGCUGCUGGAGCACGUGCGGAUCGACGCGCUGCGGGAGGGCAGUAAUGACAACAAAGUCAUCCUCGGGAGGGUCGUGGGUUCCAUACACAACGAGAACGCUGUCCCUUUUACGUUCGCGAUAAUAGACGAGAGCCUCGAGUGCGUGUGUGUGUCCGUGUACAACUGGGCGGAUGGUCGCGGCACCAUCAUAGGGGACGUGGUUGCCGUUCCGGAACCGCUGCUCACGUCACACGCUAUGGAUAGCGAGCUGGCUCAAUUCGAGUUCAAAUCGAUCCGCGUGAACAACCCCCUGGUUCUGUUGAUCAACGGUAAGCGCGUGAGCCGCAACCAGUUCGCGAGCACGCGCGUCACGAGCACGUACGAGAUACACUGACGGGGCACCGCGAGGCGCUACAGUCGGUUUUACUAGACCGCCCGUGCGUACGGGGCCGAAUCGACCCCAUGCUAUGUUGAUCCAGUUUAUUAUUAGUCAAAGUCAAAGUCGAAGUCAAAAUCAUUCAUUCAAAGUAGGUACUAUUGUACCUACUCUUUUGGUGGUCGGAAUUGUGUACGAUAUAGUGGUGAUAAUUAAUUACGAACUUAAAACGACGACGAGGGUUCCACACGCGCCCAAGUCUGAGAAGAUUUUCUUUAUUCAUGCUUGGUCCUACUCAGGCCGAUAUCUUAGCGCACCUUGUUUAGAAUCAAGACAGAGUUAAAACGAGACAGACAAUGUCUCUGCAUAAGUCUCUUUUUAAAUGUGUCUCAAAUCUGAGCAAAGUUAACAAACGCUUUUUAGAUAUCAGCCUUGGUUUUAUUCAUUUCAUAUUUUGUCGAAAGGACCAUCGCUACAAAUGUAAGUUUACUAGACAAUCAGUGCUAGUAGAUUAUUAUUAUAGAUCGAAUUGACUUCCUAGUAUUUAUCUUGUUAGUGGUUAGUUCAAAUCGAUCUGCGUGAACAACCUCCUCGUUCUGUUAAUAAACAAAUUUGGCUGAAAUGUAAAUAGUUUAUACCCUGACUUACAAUUAGGCUACAUUUUGUCCCGGAAAAUCAGAGUCUCCGCGGUAUUAAAGACCUACAUCCACGCGGAUGAAGUCGAAGGUAAAAACUAGUAAUUAAUUAAUCUACUUGAUCGCUGCGACUGGAGACUAUAUGUGUACUUCAAUCCUCUUCCGAAAAGUAACUAAGUCGUCGAUUGCUGAUGCUAAAAGCAUCAGUCUGCUCUGUGCCCUUACUCGUAGAUUUGUAAUUUUGAAUGUGUGUCAAUUAUGUAUGUUAUAAAAAGUUUUUUAUAUCAAAUGAAUUUGAUAACUGUAAACUAUCUUUUAGAGCUAAGUACCUAAUCAUAGUUAUUAUAGAAAUAUAUGUGUAAAACUCUGUAAAUCCUAACUCAGUCUUAAUGACGCUAAAAUUCGCACGUUAAAUUUUAUUAAUUAAUAUUUAUAUUGACGUAAUGUUAAAUUUAUUUUAUGCGUAGAUAGAUAUAAAUAAUUAUAGGUAUAAAACUAAUUUUUACGAUAGUGUUAUUUUAUUAGGUUAAUAAAUUGACAGUUUAUUUCAAUGGCACUAACGGUGCUUUACAUAUCUGCUAUUGCUCCAGUGGAAACGGUGCGUGCGCCAUGUCCAAAAGUUUAUUUCAGAAGCUUAGGCGCAACGCACACCGGCAGAAUCGGCGUCUUCCUUGAUAACGUGGCGAUCCCAGACGCUACGUCUAUUUGCGCUGCCUAUUUACUAUAGGGACUGUUAACACGUGCCAGCACACUACAGCUUUGCUCGUAAGCAAUAAGGCUGCCUUACAUGCUUAGUUUUUCUUUCUUUAUCUUUUUGGUCUAUAUUUUCCAUUAGUAGUCAAGAAAAAUUCGACAAUACAAACAUACAAACAUACAAAAUUUUAUGAAAACAUCCGGUUUAUUAGUUUCACAAUUCACACGAUAAAUUGCCAUCUUAAAAUCUUUCUAUUGUAGCAGUUGUAGAUGUGUGGAGCACAGUUUGUACAAAUUGUCAAUACCUACGCACUUAAUGAAUUAUAUUUAGGUCUGAUAAAAAAUUGUUGCAUAAGUAAAAGACUGAUACUGUGGUAAUGCGGAAUUGGUGCGGUUGUAUGUAAUGUGUGUACCCCUUAUUUUUCUGUAGGUAAAGCCCAAACAUAAACAUUUUUCAUAUUACAUUAUGAAAAAGAUGUAAAAUAAUUCCGUUUUAGUCAGAUUCAGUACCAAUGUCAAAGUACGUUCCUCAGACAGGCUUUUCGUGGCAAUAACUGUAAACGAUGCAUGUUUGUAUAAUAAUAAUUCACACUUUUAUAAUAAGAUCGAUAUCAAAGUAACACCUCAAAUGAAUGUGUCAAUGAUAAUUAAUUAUUCUAAUAAAAAUAAAAAUAUUUUAAGUACA